AUGGAUGGCUUGAAGGAUGGCGAGGCAAAAGAAGAUGAUGAGUCGGAGGAUAACGAGGAGGGGGGUGCGCCGCUAUAUGCGGACACGGAUGCUGGUGAAGAGAAUGACGAUGAGGAUGCUAAGGAAGAUAUGGAUUUACAGGAGGAAACGGAGGAAGAGGUCGCUGACAGCAACAACGGAAACGAGAACCCAUCCGAGCCCAAACCAAAGAAGCAUAUCAUGAGGGCCACUCCCAACCGCGUGGCGGCCUGGGCGCUCCUCGCGGCGGUGCAGAUUGUGCCGUUUGAUUUCAGCCACUGCACGCGGCUGACCAUCGCGACCGACUCAGAGCACGCCAUCGAGAUGGCCACGAACCGGUUGCAAAACAUGCUCGAGCGCGGGCUGCCGUUCCGCAUGGCGCGCGGCCAGCCGGUUGAGGACGAAGAUAUCCGGUGGCAAUUUGCGGGAACCGUCAAGGACCUGGCGUACCAAGGCGUUGAGAUGGCCAUCAUGCGGUGUCGCGAGGGGGAGGGCAUUCGGUUGCCGCUGGGUGACGGGGACGGGUAUGUGUUUGGGAAGCAUGCUGCGAUGGCGCUUUGGCGGCGGGAUAAGGAGGCGAGGGAGCAUCAUAAGCCAAGGGGAGAUCUGGAGUUUGUGAGGUGGAUGAACUUGUAUGCGUGA
Molecule: messenger RNA, 660 nt
Organism: Dichotomopilus funicola
Lineage: Eukaryota; Fungi; Ascomycota; Sordariomycetes; Sordariales; Chaetomiaceae
Exons: 1
Coding region: 1-660 (219 amino acids)
Molecular function (GO): nucleic acid binding
Source: RefSeq, a predicted model, not a curated record